UGAUAGGAUACAGACAUCAUCUUCCACUUCACUGUAGCAGAGCUGUGAUUUAGAGCUCUAGUCAUCUCUGGAUAGCUAAUGUACCCUUGAUACUUCCAGGCAUUCUUCUACACUUCAGUGCUCUCUAACUCAAAGGUGACAGAACUAAAUGAACCUCUGUCCAAUGAAGAGAGGAAUCUGUUGUCCGUAGCCUAUAAAAACGUAGUGGGGGCACGGCGCUCUUCUUGGCGAGUGAUUAGCAGCAUUGAGCAGAAGACAUCUGCUGAUGGUAACGAGAAGAAGAUAGAAAUGGUACGAGCCUACCGUGAGAAAAUAGAGAAGGAAUUGGAAGCUGUGUGCCAGGAUGUGCUGAGCCUGCUAGACAACUACCUGAUCAAGAACUGCAGUGAGACGCAGUACGAGAGCAAAGUCUUUUACCUGAAGAUGAAAGGGGACUAUUACCGCUACCUGGCUGAAGUGGCCACUGGUGAGAAGAGGGCGACCGUGGUGGAGUCUUCGGAGAAAGCCUAUAGCGAAGCUCAUGAGAUCAGCAAGGAGCACAUGCAGCCGACCCAUCCCAUCAGGCUCGGCCUGGCACUUAACUACUCAGUUUUCUACUACGAGAUCCAGAACGCUCCGGAGCAGGCCUGCCACCUGGCCAAGACGGCGUUUGACGAUGCGAUUGCCGAGCUGGACACCCUCAACGAGGACUCCUACAAGGACUCAACGCUGAUCAUGCAGCUCCUUCGCGACAACCUAACACUCUGGACAAGCGAUCAGCAAGAUGACGACGGUGGAGAAGGCAACAAUUAGACCCCCAGAUGGACUGGCAGCCGCACGCUGAUGCUAACUACUGCAGUCUUUAUUUUUGCCUCUUUGACAUUUUUGCCAAAACACCACUAGUGGAAGUCAGGCUGGCUGUGCUGGUAUGGAAUAGCAGCCUCACUGGCAUAUGGACUGUUCUGUAGAUUAUUAAUACAAGUGGAGCUGUCUUUAAUUUAACUUUAUUGCUAGAAAUAAAAGGGUUUUAAGAUGAAAUAACUUGAAUGGAAUGGCCCUCGUUUUUAAGAAAAGCAACACAAAAAGGAAGUUCUGUGGUUCCAGUAAGGCUUAUGUGCAUUUGUUUCUUCAGUUCAAGUGCCGUGUGUUUGUUACCACGCAGCAGGGUGUCUCUCCGGAGCACCCUGCCUGUCAGGGCAUAGCUUAAAAUCCCCAAGUUGAAAAGGAAUAUUAAAAAAAUAAAAGAAUUUGGGACUUGUAAAGCCCCAGGACUUAGGCCAUUUAACCUUUUUGUUAAGAUAUUUAUUAGGGUAGCUUACAGUAUUAACACUAAAUUGCAGUUUACAGUAUUUCUACAUUACAGCCAUAUGACAUCAAGCCUUUGACUGUCUGUUUUCUUUUGCUAGUUCUUUUGGCUUGCCUUCCUAAUCAGUCCUCGCCUGUGGACUGGCUUAGCUAUUCUGUGUCGCCAAGGCAAGAAGACUGCCCGCCCGAGGAACAUCAAAGCUGCUCUAGUUUUCGGUCAACAGCUUAACAGGUGCUAGGCUAGCGGCUGUUUAAACUAUUUUAGUCCACAGCAAAAGGUUUAAGAACUUAAUUAGAAAAGGGGGAAGUGUUUAAACUAAAAUGCCACUAAAUAAAGAGAAUUCAGGUCUGUAUGUCAUGUACUGUGUCUGGUAUUUCAAAGACCAUCCUGAUUUAAGGUGCCACAGCUGCUUCCUCAGGGAUUGCACUGCCAUUUCACUCUGCCUGACUUUCUCCCACUGUACCAUGAGGUUUGUCAGCAGAUCUCUGGCACCCAGGCUCCCUUGUUUGUCAUCAGGGAAGCUGGGUGCGUUUUCUUUCUCCUGGGGAAGCUUGUGGUGUAAUGAGUGAACUUCAGGAGCUUAGAAACUAAUUUGGUAGAGAAAUCCACACGGGAAGAGCUACAAUCAUAGACAUUUCUAUCAAACAUCGGGAGCCCAGGAACUUAGUUCUCUUCUUAACAAAAUCUUUUCCAAGUCUGUCCUAUUUGACUGGGGGUGGGAGACGGGGCACCUGAACUGCCUAGCAGGUAAUAUUUACCCCAUUUUGAGUAAAUUUUUUUACAUAACUGUUGGAAGUUCACUGCUGUUCUCUUCGGCUUGCGGAGUGCUGUACCACGUAGCUUUUUAACUAAAGCUACGCAGUAGGGGAAAAUUGCACUCAUGCAUUUUUAAAACAGGCUUUCAUUGUCCCUUUUGAGAGUCGGUCUGUAAACAGCAUCGUGGUGUUGCACGCACGGUACAGUCAGUUCUGUUGUUCGGUUGCGCGGGGAGUCUGGCGCUGCCGGACUUGGCUCUGGCUCUGGCCCCUCAGUAGCAGUCAAAUGAAGUUAUUUACCCCCCUCCCCUCCCUUUUUCAGGGAGCGAGCAGAGAUGAGUAUGUAGCUGAGGUUCGGAAUGAGAUUGCCCCAAUGAUACUAGAAAAAACUUUCUGAGUUGGACCCCUUAACGCGGAAAGGCGCAGAGCCUUGCUCGCAGCAGCAAGCGCAGGCGUUAGGUGAGUGCACUGUGCGCAACACCCCGUCGCUCGCAGGAGCGACGCCGGCCGGCCGGCCGCCACCUCUGCAGCUUAGGUAGCUGACAGAAACCUACAGAAAAUGCCAUGGACUGGAAGAUUUAUUUAGGCUUCUUAACUUUUAUUUGAUUUACCUUCAUGUCCAGUGAGCAGUGUUGUCCCAGCUGUAUAAUUUGGAAGUGAUUUACUGGAAUUACAAAACCUGUUUUUAUUUUCAGCUUUUGCUCUGGCUGCUUUAGAGAAAUUAUGCAGGAAAGAUCGCACAAGAGGGCUAAAAAUGGAGUGGGGUGGGGGACUUGAUUUUUAAGCAGCUUGAAUGGUUUCUUUCAUUUUUUAAGAAAUGCACUUGCCUAUGAUACUGUCUCUCCAGUGAAAUGAUUACUGCUCCAUUACUCUAUUGAUACAAUAUUGUGCAUGCUAGUGUCGUAUUUCUAUACAGUAGCUUGAAAUUUAUUAACUUAUACUGUAGAUGUUAUGUAUUCCUAUGACAAAAUAGUCUUCAAAAAAUUUUUUAAAGUUUUUUAAUUUAUUUUUCUUUUGGGGGUAAAGUUUGCUCUACCAAAUAGUGAUCGUAACAAACUGAUCUGUUAUGGAUGUUGCUAUAGUGACAUGCAAUUAUAUAUGAUUUUGUUUUUAAAAAGGAAAAAAGCAAAAGAAAACACCAGUGUUAGCUUAAUCUUAAUGUCUGGUGUUCGUCAUGGUGAAAUUAUAACUAUUACAGUGUAGGAGAACAAUGACUGUGUUCUUUGAAUGAGCCUUUGUUUGUGCUUUUUGUCAUGUUAUGCAGUGAACUAUUUUUAAGGUCUAAUCAGUGAUUAUUUUUCCAACUCCGUGUUUCUGUAAGGAAUUAUUUCACACACGGACCAUUCUUAGCAGUUUUCCUCAGUGAUGGAAUAUCAUGAAUGUGAGUCAUUAUGUAGCCGUCGUACAUUGAGCAAAUAAACUUACAGAUCUGAUGUCAGUGCUGCUGAA
Molecule: messenger RNA, 3489 nt
Organism: Struthio camelus australis
Lineage: Eukaryota; Metazoa; Chordata; Aves; Struthioniformes; Struthionidae
Source: RefSeq, a predicted model, not a curated record